CCUCCGCGAGCGGAUACCGUCAAGAUGAUUCAAUUAAAGACAAUGCUUAACUGCAUCGACAACUCGGGCGCUGCCCUUGUUGAAUGCGUCUUGGUCGUUGGCCAAAAGCGACAUGCCCGAAUCGGUGACCGUGUCGUUGUUGUCGUCCAGGAGCAGCGUGGUAGCUCCUCCGGUGGCAUGGCCGGUAUGUCUGCCGCCAACAAGGUCAAGCGAGGUGACAUUCGUCACGCCGUCGUCGUCCGAACCCGAUACCCUACACAGCGCCCCGACGGAUCAAUCGUCAAGUUUGACGACAACGCCUGUGUUUUGUUGAACAAGGCUGGUGACCCCGUCGGUUCACGUAUCAACGGCGCUGUUGGCGCUGAGCUGAAGCGCAAGAAGUGGAGCAAGAUCUUGUCAAUGGCUCCCAUGCAGGCAUAAACACAACACAAGUCAGGUUAGGGAAGCAAGGGGACAGAAGAAAUUACAACCAAAACUAGGGAAGGGGACGGUUGGUGAUUUAUAAAAGACACCAUAGACUACGGGAGCGAGGUUGGCUGACAACAGCCGUGUACGGGUGGAAUACUGUACAAUUAUGAAUACUAUACUCGGGCAUAUGCGAGGCGUUGAUGCGAGAAUAAAAACACCUUUCAGCUCUUG
Molecule: messenger RNA, 639 nt
Organism: Fusarium graminearum PH-1
Lineage: Eukaryota; Fungi; Ascomycota; Sordariomycetes; Hypocreales; Nectriaceae
Product: 50S ribosomal protein L14
Exons: 3
Coding region: 25-420 (131 amino acids)
Biological process (GO): translation
Cellular component (GO): mitochondrial large ribosomal subunit; ribosome
Molecular function (GO): large ribosomal subunit rRNA binding; structural constituent of ribosome
Source: RefSeq, a predicted model, not a curated record